This is a messenger RNA of Maniola jurtina (meadow brown), 4778 nucleotides long. It is a transcript of the gene Eip63E, whose product is annotated as cyclin-dependent kinase 14. Gene Ontology annotation, biological process: protein phosphorylation. Gene Ontology annotation, molecular function: cyclin binding; heme binding; ATP binding. Gene Ontology annotation, cellular component: nucleus; cytosol; cytoplasm. The record is from RefSeq and is a predicted model, not a curated record. Lineage: Eukaryota; Metazoa; Arthropoda; Insecta; Lepidoptera; Nymphalidae. The transcript has 11 exons. Bases 349 to 1845 code for a protein of 498 amino acids.
GCGCAAGUAGGCAGUAGGCUCCUGCGCUUCAGUGCGAGAGGACGGCGCGCGCGCAUUUCGAUGUAAAUAAAUCUAGGUCGCGCUCAUGUGAUAGUUCACAUUUCUCCUGCUUAUGAGAAAAAGUGUUCAGUGACCGCACAGUUAUUAAUCGUAACGGUUUUCACAUACAAUCUACAAUUCUCUCGAUACGCAUGUGUUAUUAUAGAAAUCUCGAGUGCCAAAAAGUGGCGGAUUUAUCUAUGUGGGCUAUGUGAUAUCCAAGUGUGUUACCGUAUUUGAGGCUUUUGUAAUCGUCCAAGCGGAUAUAGUCCGCAGACGUUUCUAAGAAGUGUUGAUUUGAUUUUGUGAAUGAGUCAGCUAACAGGCGUCGGGAUUGUUAGCUUCGUCAACGUGCUGCCCACGAUCUCAGAAGGCGUGACAAUGAGAGAAAAAAGGGGAGGUGCUAUGAGCAAAAUGCAAAAGCUCAGAAAGCGCCUAUCCCUUAGCUUCGGUAGAUUAUCAACAAAAGACGAGUCAGAAACGGACGGGGAGUGCCGGGGUAGACAGAACGGGGGAGGUGGCGCGCGCGGCAAGCUCCCUUACAACGGCUACUCUGAAGAGUGCCUCGACCGACUGGAGCCGAAUGGCAACAUCCCUAACGAUAAAGACUCCCACUAUGAAUGGAGUGGGGGAGGUGGCAACGGCGAGUACCGUGUUCGGAGACAGCUGUCAGUAUCUUCAGACUCAAAACUACUAGACGAGGGAGCGAGGGAAGACGCGAGGGUCGUGAUGAGGCCCAAGCGGCCGCCCAGGCCCAAGUCAGAGGCGUUUCUAGGCCCACACGACCACUCCAGCAGACGAACGAAACGGUUUAGUGCCUUUGGGGGCGACUCCCCGUUCGGGAAGUCGGAGGCGUACAUUAAACUGGAGCAGCUCGGUGAGGGCUCCUACGCUACAGUUUAUAAAGGGUAUAGCAAUUUAACGCAGCAAGUGGUAGCAUUAAAAGAAAUCAGACUGCAAGAGGAGGAAGGCGCGCCCUUCACGGCGAUACGAGAAGCGUCGCUGCUCAAAGAGCUGAAGCACGCGAACAUAGUCACGUUACACGACAUUGUACAUACGAGGGAAACGCUCACGUUCGUGUUCGAAUUUGUGGACACGGAUCUAUCACAGUACAUGGAAAGGCACCCGGGUGGGCUAAACCGACAUAAUGUAAGACUGUACAUGUUUCAACUUCUCCGAGGCCUCGCCUACUGUCAUCGGAGAAGAGUUUUACACAGGGACGUAAAACCACAGAAUUUAUUAAUAAGCUCGCACGGUGAACUGAAACUAGCAGACUUCGGGCUCGCCCGCGCGAAGUCUGUUCCUAGCCACACCUACUCGCACGAGGUCGUCACGUUAUGGUACAGGCCGCCAGAUGUCCUCCUAGGCAGCACGGAGUACUCCACGUCGCUGGACAUGUGGGGCGUGGGCUGCAUAUUCGUGGAGAUGCUCUGCGGGGUGCCCACCUUCCCCGGCGUGCGGGACACCAAUGACCAGCUAGACAAAAUAUUUAAGGUGGUGGGAACGCCGACGGAGGAGAGUUGGAUCGGCGUGUCGCGGCUGCCGGGGCUGCGGGCGCACGUGGCGCGCUGGGGCGCGUGCCCCGCGCGGCCGCUGGCGGCGGCCUUCCCGCGGCUGCGCGACGCGGGCCGCGACGCGCAGCGCCUGGCCGCGUCGCUGCUGCAGCCGGACCCGUCGCGUCGCCUGUCUGCGCCGCGCGCGCUCAUGCACGAGUACUUCGCCUGUCUGCCAUCCCGCCUUUCGCACCUGCCUGAUGAGGUGUCGAUCUUCACAGUGGAAGGCGUGAGUCUACACCCGGAAGACUAGGCGCCGUGAGUCUGUUACUUUGUUCCUCCGCUGCGGUGCGUUCGUUAGUUAGUACCUUUCAAUUCCUAUAGUUGUAUUGUAAACGGUCGGACCGGGCCGGUUUGACGGACCAACGUCUCCCCCCUUAGCUAAACACUCGAACGAGCAUCGCCGAGUGAGGGCCCGCACUGUUUAACUCGAUACCGCUCUGGUGCUGCUCAGAGCUCAUUUAAAUGAGUGCUUUAUGUUGUGUGCUCUAGGCACGUAAUACAUCAAUGCAAGUUUAUGACGUAAGCUUGCUUGCUGCCUUUUGUUGCUGGCAUUCUAUCACUAUUGAAAUGCAUUUAUACCCUGCCACAAGGUGCCUCCCGUCUAAGUUGUUCGCAUAGGCACAAGCCAAAUAUAUUAUCUUUUUCGACUGAAAAUUAUACUGACGACAUCAUUAAGCGUCGGCCGCAUCAGAUGUGCCAUAGAAUUGCGGAUGGCAGCAUCAGCGCGCGCUGCAACUUUUUGGACUUAUGAGGUGUAUUUGGCUCGUAUCCAUGACGUACGCCCUUUUUUGUACGCGUACUGUAAUAUGAAACAUAAUAAUAUAUGCGAUCAGUAAUUAGGGUAUCUUGUUUGUUUGAAUUCUUUAGCGCACAUAAAAAUAGAAUGUACAUAGACUUAGUACGUACCUAGAGGUAUUCUUUUCCAGUUAACCUUUGAUAGUAUUUUUUGUAGCUUGUCGUUGAUAAAUGUAUCUAAAGUAGACGACUUAAAGUCCAUAUUUGAAUACCAAGCUCUGAAGCGUGGCGUAGCGGUGCGGGUGUACGGAACAGUGCAGACCUUCAAUCUUUCUCCAUCCGUCGAUCGCUUCGACUCUAAUACGUUAGCGCUUGUUAAGCUUCUAAUAUUAUCCAUCCAUAUAAUUCAAUUAUUCUAUGGUGACAAGGUAUACUGAUUAGGUAUCGAUGUGUACCAUUAAUUUGUAUAAAUAUAUAUUUUAAACAGAGCAGUGUGCCAUGUAUAUCUAUAACUGAGAGUAUGAGUUAUUUUAAAUGAAGAUUUUUACGCUGGAAUAUAUGCUCAUAAUUUUGGUAAAAAUUUUGAAGAUGUUUAUUUAUAUUUACUAAGGGAUAUUGUAAGCUCUGAGCCCAGAGACUGAGAGCUAUAAAGCGUGCUUUGACUAUGCUCAGACUCCUUAGAGUGAAAACAAGACAGAUAUAAUGUCAGAUACAUAAAUCUGUCUCAUUUUAACUUUGCAGUUACGAGUAUAUCUAUAGAGCUUACGUUGACUUUGCUAAGUAAGUCUUAAGUUAAAAUAAGACAGAUUCAUGUCAGCGAUAUAACGCUGUCUGUCUUAAGUUUGAACAUAGUCAAAGUGCUCCCUAUAGAUUUCAACCUAAAUCUGAACAAAGUCAAAGCACGCUUUGCAGAUUUCAGCCUCAUUCUCUAUGAUAUUCCAACCGUAUUUUACUCCAGUUGCACUAUGUGAUCUCAAAAUUAUUGACAGCUCUGUUACAUUUACAGGCAUAUACGAUUUGAAUGUCAUAGGGAAUCAGAGGCCUGAUGCGGCCUUAUGAGGUACCCUAUUUUAGUCCGGCACUGAGCUUUAUCGAGUAUGUAAAAAGGUUUCCAUUAAGACUGUCCUGUUUUUAAGCCGAAACAAAGGAAGCUGAUUUUCACUUGAAAGUUCUAAAACGUCGAAUUGUAAAAAAAUAACCGAUUAAAUUUUAAAACGUAUUUUAUGAAAAUGCGAAAGAUUUUUAAUAAAAAAAUAUUUAUAUUUAGAAAUAACACGGCGUUAUACUCGUCCGAGUUAUUUAGCAAAUUUUUGCGCUGAUCGUUUUGUUAAGCUAUCGAAAAUAGGACAUUCUUGUGGAUACAGUUUAUGACUAAAGCAUACAAUAUACUUUUGGCAUCGGCGAUCAGCAAUUCGAUACAGCAUAACGUAUUGGCUACUUUUUUUAUGAACAAGGUAUCAAAACUACAUUCAGAAUCUCCCUAAAUCGCUGCGACUGACAUUCAAAGUGAGUCGUGAAACAUGCAAUCUCAACAUUACUAAGGCAUACAAUCUAUAGAACAUACUUUGACUUUGGUCAGACUUUAUAUAGGGCGCUUAGGAGGUAAUUACCUGAUGUGCAGGUGCAUACAUUUUGUUGGUAGCGCGACCUGGUUGCGCCACCACUGGUGUAAAAUGAACGGUUAUAAAAAAGAAAACUUAAAAUGUAGGUACAAAAAAAUCUUAGUAAGAUAGGGCACUUAGAGCUAAAACGAGACACAUUUAUAUUCAAACACAUAACUCUGUCUCGUUUCAACCUUAUCAUAAGUCUGAGCUAACCAAAGUACGCUCUAUAAAUCUCAGCCUAACAAUGAAAUGUUCUGUGCUGAGUUACAAAUCGCAGCGUGUUGCUUCCGAAAAACGAUCAAAUCGCUGAUUGUCGAGUCUGAAAAUAUCGUGUGGGCUUUGUCCUUAUACUUGUCGAACAAAGAUUCGUCACAAUGUUAUACAUCACGCUGUUAGAGCUACGAUACAUUAAUUUGGCGUCUUAUUGUGCACAUUCCUACGGUGCUAAUGAAGGAACUUUAUGAUGUGCUACAUUUGUUAAGAUAGAGACAUACUUUGAAACAAAUGUUUGCAUACGAGAUUUGUUCCGCAUCUUUCGAUUUAAUAUGUGUUAACCCUGAAUUACCGCAGGAACUCAGGGAUGACACAUAAGAGCUUUUCUGAGAAGUGAAAUAAUAUACAUACAAGAAUUACUCGUUUAAGGUACAUAGAAAAUGAGAACAUCAGUUUGAUCCUGUAAUUUGAAAACGUCCCUUGUUAGCUAAGUAAAAAGUAACAAACCUACUCAAAUUAUGGUUUUGACAUGAGACCAUAAAUUUUUCGAAUAAACGUGUUUCAUCGACUUAAUCGUCUCUUGCCACCUAUGAUUUAAGGUAGGUAAGUUGAAUUAUUUUAAAAAUCCUUU